Adineta steineri is the source of this 687-nucleotide messenger RNA. Lineage: Eukaryota; Metazoa; Rotifera; Eurotatoria; Adinetida; Adinetidae. The record is from the annotation of a GenBank genome assembly.
AUGUCUUCAUCAAAUUCAUGGCAUGCACUCGAAUCAGAUCCUGAUUUAUGGCGUGUCUAUAUGGAUAAAUUAGGUGUAGAUAUCAAUUCAUUUGAUUUUAUUGAAAUUUAUACAUUAGAUGAAGAUUAUCCACCGGAUGAAGCAAUAUAUUCUUUUAUUUUUCUUUAUCCUGAUAGUGGUUCAUCAUCGCCUAAAUUACAAGUAUCACAAUCUUUACCUAUUGAUGAUAAAUUAUGGACAAUUAAACAAAUUGAGGAAUUAGAUAGUUGUUGUUGUCUUAUUGCACUUCUUCAUUCAAUUGGUAAUAAUUUAGAUAAAAUUAAAUUCAAAUCAAAUUCUCCUUUGGCUGAAUUUUUUGAAAAAACUAAAACAAUGACUGCCGAUGAACGAGCUACGACUUUGUUGAAUGAUAAAACAAUUCAUCAAGCUCAUGAAGAAAUAGCUGAACAAGGACAAACAGAAAUGGUUGAUAGCGGUAGAGUUGGUUAUCAUUAUAUAGCUUAUAUUGUAUCAAAAAGUAAUAAAUUAUAUGAAUUGAAUGGAAGUACAAAAGGACCCCAAGCAAAAUUCAUUGGGGAAUUAAAUAAUGAAAGUUUUUAUUCUUAUAUCACUCGAGAAAUAAAACAAAGAGUGAAUGAACUCAAUGGCGAUAUUCGAUUCAAUUUGAUUGGAUUAACAAAAAAAUAA